ACAGUCAAACACUUUUUUUUAACCUGUGAGCAAUGCAAUCGUCAUCUUUGUUUUUGGAUUUUGCUGGGUGCACUGCACUGUCCAGUCCCAUAGAGGCUGAUGGCUGAAUUCCUUGGCAGUAGGUUACCCUGUUGGCUGUUGGCUGGCCCCUUAAUACACUCCUGUAUUGACAUAAUGAUUGAUUGUGAGCUGCUGUGUAAAAUCAGCUGAGGACAGUAUUUAGUGAAAAGGUGACGAAUUUCUAUAUUUGGGAAGCUUUAAAUAAUCCUGGUUGAAACACUUUGGUCUUUCUGCAGUAUAAAACUACUUGUGUCUCCAGAAUAAAAGGAGAAUAAAUAAAUUGGAAGUUCAAUACACACAGGUAAUACGCACCUUAUAAUAAUGGGGCAAGUCUAUAGAAAUUUCUGCAAAUAGUUACUGAGUAUUCAUUGUAGGUAACACUUGUUUAAUUGUUUUACAGCUAAUUACCUUAAUACAGCAUGUUGGGACAUCAUUUUCUAAUUUUAAAAAUGUACCAUUAAUAAUUUACCAAACUGUGAGCUCAAUAAGAUUAUUAAUCUAAAAAUAAAUGGAUGGAUGGAUGGAUAAAAAAUUUUAAAACAGUUUUCUAAUGUGGUUACGGUUUCAAUUCGCCUGACCAUUCCUUUAUUACACUACAUUAUCACUGCUCUAUUAUGUUAUAUAAUUUUAAAAUAUUUAAAAUACAUUGACUUCACUAGUAGGCUAGAAUAAAAGUCCCUUUUUGGAUUCCCAUUUUAGUUUUUCAGUCAAGCUCACAGGGUUAUUGUGUUGGGUUAAGUGCUUCAGAAUCUAAUUACUCUAAUGUUGACUGCAACCUUAAAUCACACUUACUGGCUAAGUGCACUGGUUUGUCUGUCCUUCAGUGGGAAGCUCCGUGCUGCUUCCUGAGUAAUUAUUCCGAUUGGAUAUGAGCUAUUACACUUAUUGGCUGGGGCAUGGCAUCGCAAGCCUGGCCUCUGAUUCGUUGCCAGUGGCACCGUUUUGCUGCUUACCAUUGGCUUCAGAGGGACAGUGGGAGGAGAUUUUGCCCUUUCCUCCUUGUGCUACAGCAUGAGUGAGGACUCUUUCUCUGCCACUGAAUGACUGCAGGUAUUGGUUUCUGCCUGUAAAACAGCCUGUGUGUGUGUGCGUGUGCAUGUGUGAGUGAGUGAGAGAGCGAGAACGAUAGUAAGAGAGAGAGAGACGCAAGCAGCGCCUCAUCCUCCCCUUCUGGCUUCCCUCUCUCCCUGUUCCCUAUCACUCCUUCCUUCUUCCUUUUUGGACCACCCAUCUCCAACUGGACUGACCUGGACCUCUGUGCACCUUCAGCCUCCAGUCCUUUUCACUCUCCUCAUUUGUCCUGCCAACCCAGUCAGCUUGACAGCAGGCCAGCUCUUGAGCUGGGGUCAGAAAAUGAUCUGUGAAGGUGAAGAAAUGCAAGGAGGGGGAAAUCCUUCAUAGAAGUGUCUACAUUGAAAACAACAAAGCUCUGCUGAAGGAAAUAUUGUUUUAUCAAACCAGAAAACAAGGGCUUUGGUAUUUCAAAACAUCUGUAAUUGGUCAGAGAAAUCAUAUAAUUCAGGUGGAACCACACUGGAUAAGCAGACCUUUCCACACCUUUUUGGGAGUGUUACAGUGCUGGGUCACAUGACCUGGAAGAGAAAACCCAAAGGACUUGUGGGAUCCCUCUUUGAAUGGGCCGGUUAUCAACCUGGAGAGAAAUCCAAAGGCUGAUGAGCUGAUUUGUAUGGUGACGCAGCUGUGCUCGUCCCCCUCGGACUCCGCUUCCAUUUAUGUCCUGAGCUUGGCAGCCCUCUGCCAUUUCGGUGACUGGUUGGCUGCAUUACCAUCACACUCUUCUAGCCUUUGGGGGAUUCCUGUCACGUGACUUAAGUCCUGCCUCACCUCCACUCCCAGUAUGGACCCUACCAAAAUCCAGUCAGAAGGAGGGCUGAAUGUCACCCUCACCAUCCGACUCCUCAUGCAUGGCAAAGAAGUGGGAAGCAUCAUUGGCAAGAAAGGGGAAACAGUAAAGAAAAUGCGUGAGGAGAGUGGUGCACGAAUCAAUAUUUCAGAGGGAAACUGUCCAGAGAGGAUAGUCACCAUCACAGGCCCAACAGAUGCUAUCUUCAAGGCUUUUGCCAUGAUUGCCUACAAAUUCGAAGAGGACAUUAUAAAUUCCAUGAGCAACAGUCCAGCCACCAGCAAACCACCCGUCACGCUGCGGCUAGUGGUGCCAGCCAGCCAGUGCGGCUCUCUCAUUGGCAAAGGAGGCUCCAAGAUCAAGGAGAUGAGGGAGUCCACAGGUGCCCAAGUGCAGGUGGCAGGGGACAUGCUUCCGAAUUCCACAGAACGUGCCGUGACAAUCUCGGGGACCCCAGAUGCCAUCAUCCAAUGUGUCAAACAGAUAUGUGUGGUCAUGCUGGAGUCCCCACCAAAAGGUGCCACCAUCCCCUACCGCCCCAAGCCCGCCUCCACCCCCGUCAUUUUUUCAGGUGGCCAGGUAAGAGCCGACCCCCUGGCAGCGUCUGCAGCCAACCUCAGCCUUUUACUGCAGCACCAGCCACUGCCUGCCUACACAAUUCAGGGACAGUAUGCCAUUCCGCACCCAGAUCAGUUGACCAAGCUCCACCAGUUGGCUAUGCAGCAAACCCCUUUUACUCCCCUCGGACAGACCACCCCCGCUUUCCCUGGUUUGGAUGCCAGUCCCCCGGCCAGUACUCAUGAGCUCACCAUUCCCAAUGAUCUAAUAGGCUGCAUAAUUGGGCGCCAGGGAACCAAAAUCAACGAGAUCCGGCAGAUGUCUGGAGCACAGAUCAAAAUAGCUAAUGCCAUGGAAGGGUCAUCCGAGCGCCAGAUCACCAUCACAGGAACCCCCGCCAACAUCAGCCUUGCCCAAUACCUCAUCAACGCAAGGUUCAGAGACGUGGCAGCCAUGUGGAAUGACCCCUCAUCCAUGUCUACAUCCUGAAGCUCUAAAACAGCCCCAAUACCCGAUGCUUACAGCCGCCAUCUCCCUAUUAAACUGAUGUGUACCCCUUAGAUUAAACUAGGCCUGACUUAUUAUCUGAUUGUCAACCUCCAGCAGUUCCUCACCAUGUAUGAGGAGGCAACUGCUGAUAAGGACAAAAAAUGGUGUAGUUUGUUUUUGUUCUUAUAGUGUUUGGGUACAGUUCUCCAGCAUGCCAGAUAUUUAGGAUUCAGCUGUGUUAUUCUCUCUUAGGUUUGCUUGUAUUGCUCAGCAGGACUGCAGUUUUCAUGUCAGGGAAACCAACAAAAAUGUGAUGUGAAAAAAAUGUACAUGUGACUGCUACCAAGCAAUGCUGUUGGCUGAGGAACUGGAGUGAUGUGAUGCAAUUUUUCAGGUCCUGAUAAAAAAACAAAAUGGAAAUGGGCAAUGAGAAGAUCCUAUUGAGAAUUUAUAAAGAAAUAUUGUUUACUUAGUUUAUAAUUCAAAUAUAAUGUAAACUUUGUAUCAAUUUGGCCAAGGGUUUGGGGAUUGGGAUUUUUAGUUUUCCUCUUUAACACUGUAGGCUUGAAUGCAUACCUAAAAUGUAGCUCUUCAGCAAGAAAUUACGAUGGUUGUAAACUACGGAUUUCACUUUUGUUGUAUACGUCUCAAAUGCUCUCAUGAUUGUUUUCUAUAUCUCUUCUUUACCCUCUUACCCUGACCCUCUUCUCCAAACUGUUCUAGGCUGACAUCUGAGAUCACUGGAAUGGGCACACUCUAAUUUCUACCAAUCAUCCUUCACUGCAUCACAUGACCCUCUUGAGCUAAUGGCAUUGCACCUAGUUUUCUUUCUACCGUUUUCACUGUCCUGCAUUUUAAGUGAUUAACUUAUUUAAAAAAUGUAUAGAUAUUUAUAUAUACCAUUCUAAUUUCCCACUGACCAUACUGCUCCUGCAUUAUCCUAUGUUGAUUUGUUGCUCCAGACCUGCUCCCGUGUUGUUUUAAAAGGACACUGUACUGUUUUGGCACUCUAGUGCAGUCACCUUCCAUUCUGAAUAACAUGAAGUUCACUGUGAUUCUUUUUUUGGUUUAUAUAUAUAUAUAUACUUUUUUUGUUCUGUAUUUUGUGCCCUACAGGCACAUCAAAGCCUUUUUAAGUCAGUGGACAAAGAUAGAACUGCAUGAUUGUGAAUCUGAUGUUUUAUAAAGUAAUGUUUAAUUGUUGUUCAUAGUUGUAAAGCAUAGACCAUACCUGAUUCAUCCAGGAACUUCAGGCCAGUGCAUUUCACACAGGGUAGUUUAUAAAGAUGGAUAGGGUACAAGUUUCCUUUUAGUAGGACCAGCAUACAAAAUGAUAAAUAUAAUACAUUAUGCAUUCUGUAUUUUUGUUUAUUUUAAACAAUGUUUGAGGUAUGUGAACAUUCUAGCAUACUAGCAAUUGUGUAAACAGUAUAGUUGCAAUAUUUGAACUAUAAGAGAAGAAUAUUUCAUAUUUGAUAACUUAUGAUGUAAUCAAAUAAAUUAUUAAUUUAAGAUGUGCAUCUAGGUGUUUUGAAGAAUUUUACUAAAAUCAUUUUAUCAUUAUUGAAAAAUAUUACUUUUUCCUCUUAAAAUGUAUACCAGUAUUGUAAUGCUCAAAUCAGUCCAUUUGUACUCUUAUUCAUGCCACCUGUUAUAUGCUUUCUGCACAUCACAUUUGAUUUUUAUUUUCUUUCCCUCACUCUGAAAAACAUAAAAAAUUCUGAAAUAUCUGUUAUUCUUGCCUUGGCGUUCUGCUCUUUGCAUUACACAAAGGCUUGAAAAUUAUUUUCUUCAUUCAUGCACACAUUAGAAAUUCAAUAUAGCCUACUGAUCAUUGUUGCAAAUUGACAACGGUACUACAAUCCAUAACUUCUCAAACUCAAUGUGACAUGUUAGAAAUGAGCACUACGCCCUCAGUAUUAGAACUGAUCCAAUCCUUUCAGAGCUAUGGAAUGUUAAAGGGUUCCAUCCAAACCCCAACGUGGCAACAGUGCCACCUGCGUAGCGUGAUUGUGUCUUGGUUUUGUUUCAUGAUCAUCAUGUGCAUUUUAAUAUCUGUGGAUAUGUUUUUUAGAUGUUGAUAGAUUUAUUGCAAGUCACAAUGUGGUUAAAAUUGUUGGGAUGUUUAUGUAAUCGAAAUAAAGCAAUGUUAGUUUACCUGACUUCAGCUACACUCCUAUUAAUAGCUUGUGGCUAUUUGAUGUUGGGCUUGAAUUUAAAUAUAAGGUUUAGAUUUUUGCACACAGAUUCACGGAAUGUACCACUGGUUUACCAUCAGUUACUAUAUGAAAUGAUACUGAUCGUUAUUUAAAACCACUUACUUCCCCUAAUUUCUUGUGGACAGCAUUAGAAAUAAGUACUACUGGGUCAUGAAUGAGUGCUCAAUUGCAAAUCUCCAGAAGACUCGAAACUUACCUGUAGAGUGCGAUGACGCAAAUAACAUUCACCUUUACCUUUCUUUAUCCAGUCUGGCAUUAUUUUUUAUCAUUUGAGUUUUCCAUAUUGAUGAAAUAAUUGAUUUGUCAGUAUUUUGUUUUGUUUGUUUUCCGUUUUUCAGGCUGUGAAGAGCAGUACAUGUUGCAAUGAUAAAACUUAUUUAUUUCUUCUGACCUUUGUAUUUUUAACACCAUUCAAAAAUUAUAAAUACGUCAAGCUAAGUGUAUUAGCAUCAACUGAAUUUAAGGUUUUAGUGCUAAACUAAAUUUGAAUGUAAUUCUACACAAAUGGAUAUGACAAUUGUGAUUUUUAAAGUAACUAAUUUAUUGGCCUCUUUGUGUCUUUUUAUUUUGAAAAAUAAUACCUGUCCAACAACAAAUCUUAAGUAAUUUGUAUAUUAUUUUAAGUAGCUUUAAUGAUACAAACAGAAUACAAUCCCACAGCAGUAUGUAGUCAGAUCCAAAAAUUUACUUUAAGGAGGUAAAUGCAAAGGCUGUGUAAAUAUGGAUUUGUGUGACUUUCUGUAGCCUUGAUAAUUCAAUGCAGAGUUUACUAGUGAUAUACAGUGAAUGAUAGAUAUGAGUGUAUCUUUCUUUGAAAUUUGUCCUUUAAUUUUUUUGUGUUCUUGAAAUGGCCACAAAAUAUUUGCACUGUUUUGAAAUGUGUUUUUAUCUGAUUUUGUUGGAUUGUAAUUAAGUAACAUUUAAUUUGGAUUAAACCUCUAUGGAAUGUGUAAUAAAUACCAUAUAUGCAAUGUAUACAAUACUAGUUCACUGUAAAAUCAGACAAUCCUAAUGCACUCUAUAUGUAACACUCUUGAAUUUGGUCUGAAAAUAUACAACAGAAAUAGUUUAAGUGUUACAAAAAUUAUAUUUUUGUUCUGAUGUUUCCAUCCCCAAACAAACUACAAUUAAUGUUAAUUAAUACUACUAUUUUAAUCAUGGUUAUACAGUUGUUGUGUAUGUAUUGUUUACUUUCACAGCUAGCUUUUUGAAUUACAAAAAAGUGAUAAAUUUUUUCUGACAGUGUGA
Molecule: messenger RNA, 6438 nt
Organism: Paramormyrops kingsleyae
Lineage: Eukaryota; Metazoa; Chordata; Actinopteri; Osteoglossiformes; Mormyridae
Source: RefSeq, a predicted model, not a curated record